This is a messenger RNA of Mercenaria mercenaria, 1971 nucleotides long. Its product is annotated as UDP-galactopyranose mutase-like. Gene Ontology annotation, molecular function: UDP-galactopyranose mutase activity; flavin adenine dinucleotide binding. The record is from RefSeq and is a predicted model, not a curated record. NCBI's taxonomy places the organism in Eukaryota, Metazoa, Mollusca, Bivalvia, Venerida, Veneridae. The coding region runs from base 277 to 1575 and encodes 432 amino acids. The transcript has a single exon.
ACAUACAUAUAUAUCUGAUAUAAUCUUUAAAGUAAGAAUAGUAAACAAUUGCUUAUGAAAUCAGAUAUGUUUCAUUAAGGACCGAAAUUUGUCUGCUAUAAAUAUACCGCAUUAGCAACAGCUACCCUUUUUUCGUUUUAUUUAAUCAAGGCAAAACCACAGCAAGUCAUGAAAUUAAAAAAACAACAACAUAUAUUUUGCGGAUAGAAAAUGAUGUUUUGUUGGCAAUUAGCAUAUAACCGAUAACAAACAAAUACUUAAAUCGCUUCUUCCGAUAUGUACAGUAGUUGGCAUAACGUUGGAUUAACAACAUUGAAAUAUAUAUUUCAUCUUUCAAAUUAUUUUGUAUUUGCUUUUAUUUUGAUCAUGCUUCUCCUACCAAAUACUAGCAAAAUUGUAUUUAAAAGACUAGAGAAGGAAAGGACUGACGUGAGAUUGAAUUCUAAUUUAAACCUUGAAAAUUUCGAUGUUUGUGUUAUUGGAUCUGGCUUGUCUGGAGCAGUGAUAGCUGAGAGGUAUGCAUCAACAACAGAAAAAUCAAUCCUUGUUUUAGAAAAACGUGAUCAUAUAGGCGGAAACUGUUACGAUUAUGUUGAUAAUGAGACUGGAAUUCGUGUAUCAAAAUAUGGUGCGCACCUCUUUCAUACAAAGUACAAACAUGUGUGGGAUUAUGUACAAGACUUUGGUGAGUGGAUAUCAUAUGAACAUAAGGUUCAGGCUCUAAUUAAUGGUAAAUAUGUUCCGGUUCCGGUCAACAUUCAAACUGUCAAUUUAUUGUUUAACCUCCGUAUUAAAACGGUUGAUGAAAUGAAUGUUUGGUUACAAAACGAGCAAGUUAAAUAUGACCACGAUCCAAUCAAUUCAGAGGAAAUGGCGUUGUCACGGGUAGGAAAACGAUUGUAUGAACUAAUUUUUAAACCUUAUACAAUAAAACAGUGGAAUAGAACCCCAGCUGAAUUAGGACCGUCAGUUUUAGCUCGCAUACCAGUUCGAAAUAACUGGGACGAUCGCUACUUCACUGAUAAAUAUCAGGCAUUGCCAAUAUCCGGUUAUGCAUCAAUUUUCACUAAGAUGUUACAACAUCCUAAUAUAACGAUUCGACUGAAUACCGACUAUUUUCAUUAUCGAGAAAAUAUUGAAUGUGGAAAAACAUAUUUUACUGGUCCAAUUGAUCGGUUUUAUGCUGAAAAGGGUUUACCUUUGCUAGAAUAUCGAUCAUUAAAGUUUAAAAGACAAGUAAUAAAAAAUGUCCAUCACUUUCAACCAGCGAGUGUUGUGAACCAUCCAAAUUUCAAUGUAAAUUUUACAAGGAUUGUUGAAUACAAAUGGUUUCCCUUUCAACAGCGUAACUCAAACGACACAGUGCUUUUCAUCGAAAGUUCCGCAGAUUAUGGCGAACCUUUCUAUCCCGUCCCAAAUAUUCAAAAUCAGAAUUUAUACAACAUAUAUAAAAUAUUAGCAGAAUCUGAAAGAGACAUAUAUUUUCUUGGUCGAUUAGCAAAUUACAAAUACUUUAAUAUGGAUGAAGCAAUCAAUAAUGCACUGAAGUUGUUUUAUCAAACAAUGAAAAAGUAAUAUAUGUAUAUGUUCGUUAUUGUUAAGCGACUUGUCUAGAUCUUGAAAGUGUUUCAGUUUUGAUAUUUAUGUCCAGUAAGAUUUCCCAAUCAAUUUAGAAAAACAAAAAACACAACCAUUAACACAAUUGCUUUAAAUAAUGUAGUCCAUACUGUUUAAUGAAUUAUUUAACAGCUAAAUUGCCAGCAAUUAAUAUCUCCACAUUUUAAUGUAAAUAUCUAACGCUUUUUAACAUGGCAGAACACGAUACAACAAAAUCCGCCUCCUGUACAACAAAGCUUCCUUUAAAUAAUUUAAACUGGUAGGUUAAGGGCCAAAAUUUUGAAUGGGUUGUUCUGUUACACACACCUGUUACAUUUGAUUUUAAAUUAUCUUGGUUAGGCUAGAUAAGAUAAU